GGACACAGCAGGGUUAAGGAUUAGCUCACCACACCCUCUUACUGACAACGGGUGGUGUGAAAAGCAGAUUGUCCAAUGGAGCAUCACCCCGGGAGAAGGGUAGAACUGCAAAGGAGAUGACAGAAGACUGGCUGUCUCCUACCUCUUCCUAAGCUCACAGCACCUUUGGUACACUGAGCUACACAGGAUCCCUUAACCUGGCCCAGGGUGUGCAGUCCAGGCUGGGCUCUGUGGCUUCUGCAAGAGAGAGCAUGGCUGGGCAGCGGGUGCUGCUUCUGGUGGGCUUCCUUCUCCCUGGGAUCCUGCUCUCAGAGGCUGCCAAAAUCCUGACAGUGUCUACCAUAGGUGGAAGCCAUUACCUAGUGAUGGACCGGGUCUCUGAGAUUCUUCAAGAUCAUGGUCAUCAUGUCACCAUGCUUCGUCAGGGAGGAAGUUCUAUUAUACCAGAUUUUAAAGAGGAAGAAAAAUCAUACCAAGUUAUCAGUUGGCUUAUGCCAGAAGACUAUCAAAAGGAAUUUAAUAAGUUUUUAAGUUUUUAUGUGACAGAAGCAUUCAAUUACAGGGAAACAUUUCAAACCUUUUUAAAGAUAAUGGAAGAACUGGGAUUUCAGUGCAGUCAUUUGUUAAGCAAAACGGAGAUCAUGGAUUCCUUAAAGAAUGAGAACUUCGACCUGGUGAUAGUUGAAAGUUUUGACUAUUGUCAUUUUCUGAUCGCUGAGAAGCUUGGCAAGCCAUUUGUGUCCAUUCUUACCACCUCAUUUGGCAGAUUGGACUUCGGGCUCCCAAGCCCCUUGUCUUAUGUUCCAGUAUACAAUUCCUUGUUAACUGACCACAUGGACUUCUGGGGCCGAGUGAAGAACUUUCUGGCUUUCUUUACUUUCUCCAGGAGGCAAUGGCAAGUUCAGUCUAUGUAUGACAACACCAUCAGGGAGCAUUUCCCAGAAGGCUCGAGGCCAGUUCUGUCUCAACUCCUACUGAAAGCAGAGCUGUGGUUUGUUAACUCUGACUUUGCCUUUGACUUUGCCCGGCCCCUACUUCCCAACACCGUUUAUGUUGGAGGCUUAAUGGCCAAACCCACUAAACCAGUACCACAAGUAAGUACUCCCUUAGCACUAAUUUGGAUUUCAUGCCAAGGCCUUCAGUACAUGGUUGUUGGCUGCCCUGUGCCAGCCAGAUCCUGAGACUGAAGCAGAGCCAGGUGAGGGAGGUCCCUAGGGCCUGCUGUGUGAGGAGGGUCUCCCCUUCAGGGCUGUGCUAGUACAGUGCUAGGCCCUGCAUGCUCCUGAGAUUGAGGCCUGCUCCUGUGGACUCCUCUGGCUGCCGUCUUGCCUCACCCUGGUCUUGGGCUUGGUAUGAUAAGUACUUUAUGACAGCUAUUCUUUUCAUUUGCACUUUGCAUGACCAUGUGUACAAUAAAUAUGUAGUGAAUGCCCAUUGCAUGCAAUAGUAUUUAGGGAAAUGUCUUACUUACUGACAGUGGUGUGAGACAGGGAAUAAGUGCGGUGGGACUGUGUGGGACUGACUGACAGCCAGAAUGGCAGGUGUCAUACCCAAUAUCCCUUGAAACUGAAGUUGUCAUCCCAUUGUCCCCUCCCUGUAGAGCCCUGACUCUUGGCUCUGCCAAGACAUUGUGAUAUGAUUUCUCUGAGGUGGACUCAGGACACUGUAAUUGUACUUUGGUCAUCUGAAUAGGAGUUUGUUUAGGAGCCACUGCUGUGGAAAGUUAUAGAAAUGAGGACAGCUAUGAUUAGUUGGCUGCCUGCUGCCGGUCAGCACUGAGUUGCCAUUUUUAAGCAGUUAUCAUGUACAAAAUCCUGCUCCUGUAGGUGUGAUCUUCCCCAAUUUUAUAAAUGAAGAAAGAUGGAGGCUCAAGGGAUAUAAGUGAUAUUCCCAGCACCAUGCAUUCAAUAGGCCCUGAGGGUCUGCGCUGGAUCUUGAAGUCACCAAAGUGUCCACCCUCCUCCCCUGGCCUGGAAUUGAGUGAGCAGGAGGAGCUGCAGGUGAUCCAUGGGGAGAUGGGCUUCGCAUUGGUGGCAGGAACUUAAAGGAAUGAAGCUGGGAGGGAGGCCCAGGCAGGUAGAGCUGGGCCCACGUGAGGAGGAGGAAGUGGGAAGGCAAUGAGUCUGGGCUCCCUCGGCAGUCUGGGUGAGCAGAUUAUUGCAUGAAUAAAACCAAGGGGGAUUGAGUGGAGUGUUAGCUGUCAGGAGGGUGAGGCAGCCCAUUGACUAUAGAGUAAAGGCUGGAAUUUCUGUGAGGAUAAUAAUGGCAGUGAGGGUUGGAAUAUGUGUGAGACACACAUGCUUUUUAAAAAAAAUUUUUCCCAUCUUAGGUUUAAGUCUGUUAUCCAGCAUGAGUUGGUUUUUGUGAGA
This is a messenger RNA of Microcebus murinus (gray mouse lemur), 2369 nucleotides long. Lineage: Eukaryota; Metazoa; Chordata; Mammalia; Primates; Cheirogaleidae. The record is from RefSeq and is a predicted model, not a curated record.